Molecule: messenger RNA, 2366 nt
Organism: Patella vulgata (common limpet)
Lineage: Eukaryota; Metazoa; Mollusca; Gastropoda; Patellidae
Product: CD151 antigen
Exons: 9
Coding region: 113-1066 (317 amino acids)
Cellular component (GO): membrane
Source: RefSeq, a predicted model, not a curated record
CUACUGUCAUCUUUCAUAACCCCUGUAAACAAGGCGUCUAUGGUUUCCUACUUCAGCAGUAAUUAUGGGAUGAUCAAAUCACCUGGAAGGGGGAAAUUAUUAAAAGCUCUUGAUGGGAUUAUUGAAACAAUAUUACAAUCUGUGGUUCAAGAAAGAUCAGAGUAACAGAUUCACGAUGACCAAUAAAAAAUACUCAAUGAGUGAUGAUGAUUUCCGCGAGUUUCGUCGACCAGGUUAUAAUCCUGAUAAAGGCGUGGGAUUAUGGAUUAAAUAUUUAUAUGUUGUAUUCCUGGUUGUGAAUCUGGUUGGAGCAAUGAUUAUAUUAGGAAUUGGAAUAUGGACAUAUUUGGCAGAUUACGGCAGCAAAGUCCUCUCGAAGUUGAUUGGUGUAAAUUUAUAUCAAGUUGAUUCGUACAUUUUGAUUGGUGGAGGUUCCGCCAUCAUAUUGAUUAUUGGAUUAGGUGUCUGCGGAUUAAUCGCUCGAUACAGAUGUCUUAUGGGAUUGCAUCUGAGUUUACUAGCGUUUAUGUCUGUGAUGUUAUUUGUUGCUGGUAUUCUUGGUUAUGUGCUCAUUAGUGACCUUGAAGAUAAAGUACGGAAUAAGAUGGAGGAUACAUUGGUCAAUAGUUACGGUGUUAACAUCGAAAGAGAACAAGAUAAUGCUGAGAUUACUUAUGCCUGGGAUGAGAUUCAGAGAAAUUUUGGUUGUUGUGGUGUUUAUGGUGGUAUUAAUGAUACAGAUUCUUGGGCUAUUUAUAGAACAAAAUCAAAAUGGUUCUCAGAAGAUUUCGCAAAUUCUACAUAUGUACCAGAAAGUUGUUGUGCCAAGGAUAAUAAAGAACUGUGUGUUAUAUUACAUAAUAGCACAUUUAUUACAGCCGAUCCAAUUGUAAUUUAUCCUACAAAAGCCAACUUUACUCUACAUACACAGGGUUGUUUUGAUAAAUUGGAUCCACUGCUGGAGAGAACUGGUAUUGUGAUAGGAACGACAGCCAUUACUGUUGGAGUUUUUCUGUUGAUUGAGUUGAUUUUAUCUGUGAUGAUGUACAGAAUGUUACCCAAAUAAUCGUAACCAUGGUGACACCCAAUCAAAUGAGACUAAUACUGAAAUCAGAUGUUUAUUCCAUUUUCUUGUAUUUUGUAUGUACUAAAUUAACGUUUUAAGUCGGUGUUUGGAUCACAUGAACUUUUUGACUAAUCCUAGUCUGUAUAUUGUGAUGAUAUAAGAAUGCUCAAAAUCAACUGCUGAUUACAAACGUGUUAGGAAUGCUUGUAGUAAAUCUACUGCUGAUUACAAACGUGUUAAGAAUGCUUGUAGUGUAUCAAUCUGAUUAAAAUAUGGGGCCCUUAUUCACCAAAACUUAAACUAAGAUACAAUCGAAAUUUUAAGAAAUACUGCAAUUCGAUUGGCUGACCAAUAUGCAAAUUGGAUAUAUGCAAAUUGAUUUUACUGGUCAGCCAAUCGAAUUGCAGUAUUUCUUAAAAUUUCGAUUGUAUCUUAGUUUAGGUUUUCGUGAAUAAGGGCCCAGAUCUAUCGUUCGUUCCUAAAGUUUUACGUCCACUUCAACCAUAGGUGAUAUCGUAGACAAAAACAUACAGAUCUAUAUUUCAUUUCGGUUUUUUUUUUUAUAUACUUUUGAUGGCCUCUACUGUAUGAAGAUCUGACCGGUUGUAGUGGAAGGUCGCGUCAGAGGUCAUAUGAGCGGCUUUUGACCCUAUGAUGUCAGAUAUUUCAUUAACCAAUCAGCGUUGAUGUUGAUGUUUCUAGUGGCUUACCCACAGUUCCGUGCACCUCACUCCAAAAACUUGCCGCAACAGACCGUUUCAUUGGCUAAUCCCUCACAUCAUCCAGAACGCAGGUUAUAUAACAACUCUUCCAGAUCCUAGUGUAGUAAAGAUAAGCAAAACAAAAUUUUGAACUAUAAAAAAAAACGAAACGAAAUAGGAUCUGUGUUUUAAUGAGAUUGGUGGUGUAUGAUAUAUAUAGUAUGAUUUAGUGUAUGAUAUAUAUAGUAUGAUUUAGAAUUCUCUGUUUUUGACCGACUAGGGAACUACUGUUAGUAAAUUUACAUCUUAUAAAAUUAGAAUUUCUAAGAAUUAUACGUUAUAAAGCAGCAAUAAAAUAUGUAUGAUAUAUAGUAUUUAUAGAAUGAUCCAGGAUUAUGGUUUCAGUAAUAUCUACCAGUCUUGGCUGGGCGUAGUCAAAUUGUCCAGCUAGAGACCUUACCUUUUAGUCAAUUUACAUCCCUUGAAAUUAGAAUUUCAAAGAAUUUAAACACAAUAAAAAUGGGAUAAAGCUAAAAACUAUCAUAUUCGUUAGAAGAAAUAUCUAGCUUAUUUAAUUAUACGAAGUAAACAAAAAGUCA